This is a messenger RNA of Miscanthus lutarioriparius, 360 nucleotides long. The record is from the annotation of a GenBank genome assembly. Lineage: Eukaryota; Viridiplantae; Streptophyta; Magnoliopsida; Poales; Poaceae.
AUGGCGGCGGAGGCGAAGGCGCCGCUGCUGCAGGAGGCGCGAAGGGGUGCCACGCCGGCGCAGACCAUCGGGAACAUCGUCGUCUCCAUCGUCGGCACCGGGGUCCUCGGCCUGCCCUACGCCUUCCGCACCACCGGCUGGCUCACCGGCGCUCUCGGUGUCGCUGGCGCCGGGGCGCCACCUUCUACCUGCUGGCACUUCACGGAGGCCACCAUCAUCCUGUCGCAGACGGGCGGCACCGUGGCGUACCUCGUGUUCAUCGGCCAGAACGUGUCGUCCGUGUUCGCCACCGAGGACGGACACGGCCCGCUGACGCCGGCCAACGUGGUCCUCGCGCUGCUGCUGCCCGUGCAGGCAUGA